Messenger RNA from Bacidia gigantensis, 2949 nucleotides. RefSeq lists its product as uncharacterized. The transcript has 2 exons. Gene Ontology annotation, cellular component: core mediator complex; mediator complex. NCBI's taxonomy places the organism in Eukaryota, Fungi, Ascomycota, Lecanoromycetes, Lecanorales, Ramalinaceae. The record is from RefSeq and is a predicted model, not a curated record. The coding region runs from base 1 to 2949 and encodes 982 amino acids. Gene Ontology annotation, molecular function: transcription coregulator activity. Gene Ontology annotation, biological process: regulation of transcription by RNA polymerase II.
AUGAAUCACAAGGCUCCUCAAGACCACGCCAUGGCUGUCCCAAAUGGAGAUGUCCCAAAGAUCAACGGAGUCCAUUCACUGUCUAAUGGAGUGUUGACGAACGGCCUGGCGUUAGACCAGUCAGAAGAGCAGCACGAGGGACGAGAGCAUCGUAGCAGUGAUGCGUUGCAGAACCGCUAUGAUACCAUCUCCGAAAUGUCUGAGAUCCAAGUUGUCCCACCCCAGUCAAAUGGCAACGUGAAUAACGCGAAGGGAUCCGCCAAAGCAGAUGAAUAUCCCCCUAAUGUGCAGAAGAAGGUCCGUAUGUUCGAUCUUGCAAACAGCAGAAGAGCGCAAUUCAUCAAGCUUCUGGUCCUCUCACGUUGGGCGCGCCAUGCCGAUAACAUCAGUAAAGUCAUAGAUCUGCGCGUAUGGCUCACAGAUAAACAGACGGCUUUUCAGAGUGCCGUUGACUGGAUGGGGGAAUUGAAGAGGAAGUUGGCAACAAUCAAGGAACCCUCGCCGGACACAAAUACUGCCCUCGAGAUCCUGUCGCUUGGACGUGCUUCAUGGAUACCAGAUCUUACCUAUUUACCUGCAGAAGCGCUAACGCCUCCACGAAUGUUGGAAAAUCUCCGAAGAAUCAAUACCCUUCUGUCGAUUCGCCUUCGCCUACACGAAAAGAUUCCUUCAAAUCUGAGAGAUUUUUCGAUUUCGUCUGGCAGAGCCACUUUCCGAGUCUCGGAGGAGUUUGAAGUCGAUUUAUCUAUAGCUGAUGAGGACACCUCUAAGCAGCUCUACUUCAUCGAUUUGCGCUUCACGUUUUCACCAAUGGUUACAUCGUUGCCAGCAGGGCGACUACGAGACGAGUUCGAAGCAAAAGCGAAUGACGCCCUUGGUCGAGACGGCCUUCUUGGUCUCUUCGAUUACAUUCAUAACAUAGUGUUGACACAGAAACUUACAAUCUUGAGAAAUCAAGCACAGGAAUUAGCAAGAGGACACUGGGCUGAACAUUUGAAAGUUGAACCCUUGAGACGAUCGGUAGUCGUUCAAUAUUGGUGUGACAGGCAAGGGGCAAAGCAUUGGAUCGAAAUUGGGAUUAUACGCGGCAAGACGAAGCGAAUAGCUUACGCGGAUGAAGAGCAAAGGAUACCAAAGCUCGGAGUAAGAUGGUUCCGAGGAGGGAAGGAAGUCUCGGAUGUCCAGGUCGAUCUCAGAUUAGGGGAAAUAUCGAUGCGCCAUAUUCUUGAACAAGUCAUUACACGACACAUAAACUCGGACAUGUCCGAGAUGGCUACCGGUCUCCGUCGUGGACAAGCUUAUUCAAGCGGCCGACUGCGAUUGAAAGCUCAAGAGGGCAUCAGCAAGCCUUCCGAGGCGUACCUGCUAGUCCAGCUCACAUCCUCAAAAGCUAUCAAACUUUCGCAAGAGCCCGUCUCAGGCCGAUUCGCGAUACUACCCUCCUCCAAGUUAAGUAGCCGCGCAGAAUAUGAACUCAAUCGGCUUGCAGUGCCUGCGAACGAAGGUGCCAGCCAGCUAUCCUUCCUCCGUGCGCUCACUACACACGAAGAAGUAAGCGCGGGCGCAAUCCGUCUUGGUUGGGAUCCUUUACCUUCACUAAGACCAAAUCAAGAGACAAUCCAGAGGCUUUUCACCAAGGGUAAUCAACACAUAAAGUUCUUCAAAAGGCAUUCCUGGGCGUCUGGUUGGGCCCUCGCCUUUUCGGCAAGUUUGGACGGCGACCAGUGGUGGGUUGUUGAGACGUCUGAAACCCCAAUCGAUGGAGAACAGAGCUCCAAGACAACACUGGAGUCGACGAUACGCAAAGCAUACAGCAUCAACACUGCUCAGCCUAGCUCCUCGCCGGAGCCUCUGAGUUCAUAUCUGAUUGAGGUAGAGCGAUGCGCGGCUGGCACGAUAUCUCAGUCCAUUGACUCGCGAUAUAUGGCUUCGACGCGAAUGCCCCAUAAGUUGCAAGCGGCGACGUCACUAGAUGCGAUACCACAAUGUCCAAGUCUCUAUCUACGACUACCAGCGAAAAAGGAUCCACAAGAUCUUACUACGUCAAAGCCACUCGAUCUUCGGUGGGCCCAAGAGCUUGUCAAGCUCGACUACCAAGGGCUCAGUAUUUCUCAUUCAUGUGCUGUGCAUUUAGCGACGACGUGCUUAGAACAGCCAUUGCCUAAUAUGAAGGACCUUGCUGCGAAUGUGCCUGGAGCUGCCUUCCAUCCUUCGUCCGGCGCUUUCGCACUUCAGCUUCAAACUCAAAUUGGACAGAGUGUGAUACCACAGCUUUCUCAGCGUAUUUCUGGAAUAGGACGUCUUCAUGAUUUCAUUACUAUUAUUAAAGGCUACAAACUACUCGUCACACGAAUCUCCAUAAGCUCUCUCGAUUUCACCUAUCUCGAGAAUCCACAAAAACUCAAGGCUGUGAUCCACUUCCCUGCAGACGGUCCGCUUCAGAUGUCGCUCUUACAGCCGAAUCCUCAUCUUCGCAUCCUGGAUCAUCUAAACUCUCGCUUUCGCACUAAAGGUUUAGCACACGUCCUCUCAAUCAUGCAAAUAACGCUGUCUCUACUGUUCACCCUUGCAAGGCUCGAGUCUGCAAGAAAAUCGUCAAAUAUGAAUAUACUGGUUCGAUCAGAGUCAUGGUACCAGGUUAUCUACUCAGCCACUUCACCAGUAGGUGGGUUUGACAUAGUCUUGAGGAGGCGAAGAGAUACAGCCAUGUGGUUCAUACCGGAAGACACUAUCAAGCCUCCUUUUAUUUACGAUGAAGCGAAGGAUAUCCGAAGAGGAAAGGGCAAUGGCUGGAGAGGUGUUAAGGGUGGCAUCAUCACUGAGCUGAAUGGUAUCCACGAAGCUAUGGAGAGGCUUGAUGCCGUUUACUCUAGAGCCGCAGAGCACGCUGCCGGACAAUCAAGAAAGGGGAAACGAAAAGCUGAAGAUGAAGUUGUAGAGAUCGACUAA